Durusdinium trenchii is the source of this 2464-nucleotide messenger RNA. Lineage: Eukaryota; Dinophyceae; Suessiales; Symbiodiniaceae. The record is from the annotation of a GenBank genome assembly.
AGUUUGUAUCUUUUUGUGAACCGGUUAGUUCUGAGCCAUGGCCCCACGACACGCUUUCAAGGUCCUGUGCCCCGAGCCGCUGGCCAGCAGCAUUUUGGGGUCCAAGGGCAGCACCAAGGAUCGAAUUCAGGAUGAGUGCCAUUGCCGUUUGGUGAUGAGCAACCGGGAUGAUUUCUAUCCUCACACCCGCUUGCGGCUGGUGGUGAUUCACGCCGAUGAGCAGGAAGGGUACCGGCUGUGGAGGAUCCUGGAACUUCUAGUCCAAUGUGCAGAUGCUGAACGCACUUCGCCAGGUCGUACAGCGAUUUCCGGGGAGCCGGACUUCCUUGGCAAGGAGCAGGACGAGCUGGUAGUGCGCUUGGCGGUCCCGGUCCGUGUGGGCUCUGCGAUCAUCGGGCCCAAAGGGGCACACGUCCAGCAGUUGAAUGAGGAGUGCUCUGCGAAAGUCGUCAUAGACAAUGAGCACAGGGCUGGACACCAAGCUUGCCGUGUGGCGGCGCCUUAUGACGGAGUUAGGAUGGUGCUCAGCCGCAUCAGCGACCGCAUGGCUGAGGAGCUGGAAGCCAGGCCUCAGGACUUCGAAGUGUGGGCGAACUUGCGUAGCUUCGAGGGGAUCGAGGAUGGCCACGGCAAAGGACGAGGGCGUAGUCGAAGUCCGCACCGGGGCCUUCGCAUGUCUGCACCUGGCAUGGAGGCGCUGCACAUGGCGCUGGAUCAGCUAGGUAAAGCCGUUGACCUUGAGUACGAGGUGACUUGCGAGUUGCCUCCUGAAAAAGUCAGCGCCAUGAUCGGUCCCGGUGGGCAGAUCGUUCGAAACGUGCGGCAAAGCACCAGCACGAGCAUUCACUUCAGUGAAGUUUCUGGCGCGAGGGAGCAAACAAUGCACAUCAAGGGCCCUUUGCUGGGAGUUUACAGGGCCCACGUCAUGAUGAUGAGAAGAUAUCACGAGCAUGAAGCGGAGCUGCAGUUUCCCCCCAAAGGUGCAAGUCGACCAGGUGUCAAGGGUGAGAGCAAGGGUGGCUAUGAGAAGGGCUAUGACAGGAGCUAUGGGAAGGGCCAUGAUGGCAAAGGCUAUGGGAAGGGCUACGAGAAGGGAAAGGGCGGAGGCUGCGAUGGGAAAGGUUUCGACCGCGGCUAUGACCAAAGCAGGGAGAAGGGCCGAUUUGAUGUGAAGGGCAAGGAUAAAGGUAGAGAUGGCUGCUGGAUCUGGCCGCUUCCCACAUGGAUCUGGUGCCCGAGAAUCGCGCGAAUCCAGGGAGCAGCUGGAGGGCAUGCUGGCAAAUCUCGAGCGGCAGCUGAACGAGGUGAAGGACAAGCUCGGCCGCUGAGAAGCGAGGUCAGAGCCUUGCUGCGGCGUGCUAGCGGAAAAGAGCGGUCGGGUGAAGCGGUUAGUGCCAAUGGCCAUGUGGAGGUGAUGGAGGCCUAUCCAUGGGCCUUCCAGGUCCAUGUCCUGGGCCGAGUUCUAGAGACCGCGAAGAAGCCCCUCAGCUCGGCCCCCACGGACGAGGACGCGCACGUGGUGAACUUCUGGCCCAUGCCCUACUUCAUCGUGGCGAGCUUUCUGGAUGCCAACAGUCUAGCAGCCGCGGAUGCUGCGUGCCAAGCCUUUCGGACUGGGGUUUGCGGUGAGAUGAGUGUGAGUCUUUGUGUCUUGCAGAUCGAGAUGAUGGAGUUUCAGGGCCUCGAGUUGGAAGAGGAAGGCACCUUUCAAGGAGACGACGGUGCUCCAUCUGGGUGGAGCCUACCCCCUCUUUUCCGGUCCAACGUCGGCGUCCAACCGGGGCUCCCGAAGGAGACGGCACUGCUGAUCCUGCCCGCGUGGCGCGAGUGGCUGGGGAUUGGCGCGGUCGCUUCGCCCGCUUCCGAAGGGCGCUGCCCACAUGCCCAGCGGCCCAGCUUUCGGCCGCCCUUUGCGGGGCCUGAGAUCAGCAGCGUGGAGCAGGCGGAUGAGAUAGCGUACUGCCGGUGCGCUGACGUUCUGUCGCGACGGCUGGAUGUGGGGAUCUACGUGGAGGUGGAGGUCUUCACGAACCCCGACAAUGUGAGCCUGGCGGUGGUGGACUUCGAGGUCACCUUCAGCCCCGACACCGGCGCCGUGAUCCGAGAACGGAAGGUUCGUGAGGCGCCGCGCAAGGUGGAAGGCGCCUACAUCCAGCCCUUAGCGACCAUCACGGCCGGCCAGGGAUUUGAAGGAGUGUACCUUGGUGCCGGGAAUCUGGCCUUCUUCAGGAGGGAUUUCGGCCUCACGCCAUGCUUGGCCUUCCGAAAUGAAGGCCUGGUGCGAAACGAGGAGGAGGGAGAUCACUUUGUCACGGGCGGCUACUUCGUGCGCAUGGUUUGUGUGGGCAACGCACCGCCAGAGACUGAGAGUUGGUGGAUGCUGGUGGCUUGGGCAUUACAGAAACUCGACUCUACGACUCUACGUUUGGAUUCAUGCAUAUUAUCCUCAGCCUUAGGCGCCUAG